UCGUUGACCUUGCACCAUCGUAUUCGCCCCAACCGUACCUGAUUGGAGACGGUACCCGAUUCACCAUCCGUGCUAGCAACGCCGCUAUCGUCUAUAACAUUCCAGCCCCGGCAUACAGGACCCGCCAAGUAUCCGAUAACGAAUCACCAUGGACCAGAUGAUCGAUGGCGGCGAUGCCGGGCGCUUCCCGCUCGAGACGUGGUUCUGGGAGAUGCCCAUCUGUACAAGAUGGUGGACGACGGCAACGGUGCUCAUGAGUGGCUUGGUCCAGUGCGAGCUUAUCACUCCCUUCCAGCUCUUCUAUAGCUACCGCGCCGUCUUUGUCAAGUCACAGUACUGGCGACUACUCACCACCUUCCUCUACUUCGGGCCCUUCUCCCUCGACCUUCUCUUCCACGUCUACUUCCUGCAACGAUAUUCGCGGCUCCUCGAAGAGUCCGCAGGCCGAUCUCCAGCGCACUUUUCAUGGCUGUUACUCUACGCCAUGGUGUUCCUCCUGAUCCUGUCGCCGCUCGUUUCGAUGCCAUUCCUCGGCCAUCCGCUUUCGUCGACGCUGGUUUACAUAUGGUCUCGUCGUAACCCAGACACCCGCCUCAGCUUUCUCGGGUUGCUGGUGUUCAGCGCACCCUACUUGCCAUGGGUCCUUAUGGCGUUCAGCUUGACCCUCCACGGCACUGUGCCCAAGGAUGAGUUGAUGGGCGUGGUGAUUGGGCAUAUCUGGUACUUUUUCACCGACGUGUAUCCUCCUCUUCACGGCGGCUCAAGACCCCUUGACCCGCCCAUGUGGUGGCGUCGUAUCUUUGAGGGCCGACCGCGCGAGGAGACCACGGAUGGUAUCAACAACGAGAUUGCAGUCGCUGGCGCUCCCGAAGUUGCGCCGCCCGAGGUCCGCUAAGGCGUAUGGUGGAGUGAGGGAGUCGACUGUAUCAUGAACAACAUGGGCCAUAAGGGCAUGACAGGUUAGGUCGUGCGAAUCUACUGACAUUAUAUUUUCUAUGGAGGAUACCAGGCGUUUUUAGGGGUAAAUUUGGGAUCAGUACACAAGACAGUCAUUCACUUUGGCACAAAAGCAGCGCGCUUCAUGCAUGCGGUCUUGGGCGUUUCGUUCAGGACAAUAGUGUGAUUUUCAACAGAAAGAGCAAAACCAAGUCCGGGUUACACCACCAUGCCAAGGAGGUCGAUUGAAAAAAGCCUAGGUAGCAGCCAGUCGGUAUGGCGGAAAAGGAAACAACUGAACGGCCGCUCAUACCAAACAUUGGUUGAUAGG
Molecule: messenger RNA, 1267 nt
Organism: Neurospora tetraspora
Lineage: Eukaryota; Fungi; Ascomycota; Sordariomycetes; Sordariales; Sordariaceae
Product: Der1-like family-domain-containing protein
Exons: 3
Coding region: 149-895 (248 amino acids)
Biological process (GO): endoplasmic reticulum unfolded protein response
Cellular component (GO): Hrd1p ubiquitin ligase ERAD-L complex; endoplasmic reticulum membrane
Molecular function (GO): misfolded protein binding; ubiquitin-specific protease binding
Source: RefSeq, a predicted model, not a curated record